GGGGUAGUGGGAGGCGUGACCUGCUUGACAGGCGGAGGUGGCAUUAGCUAGGCUCUCUAUCUGCUCUGUAGGUGCAGCUGGGGGAGCAUCCUGCGGAGGGUCUGCCUCAUUUGGUACCCAAGAGAAAAUACACGUACAUAAGCCGGGCCUCUUGAUAGUGUUCUUGCUUUGGUCUCCCCACCUCCCUUGUGUGUUCUCUCUCCCGAGUUCACAAACACCAAUUUCCCGUGAGCCUGGGGAACGUGCAGCAAAAAGCCAGCAGCCACAACACCAUGCAGUCCAGCAACAAGAAGAAAAAGCUAUGGAUAGAAGAGAAAGAACGCUUAUUGAAGAUGACGCUGGAAGAGAGACGCAAAGAGUACAAAGAUUAUGUGUCGCUGGACAAAAUCCCAUCACUUAAGGAAGAAUUGAAGUCUAAAACUUCAAACAAUGAUGAAACCCCAGAAGAGAUGCGAGUGAAGAGCAGCUUGUGUGAAAAAGUGUCGCUCUAUAAAGGGGACAUCACUCAGCUGGAGGUCGACGCCAUAGUCAAUGCAGCAAACUCAAGUCUUCUCGGAGGGGGUGGAGUGGAUGGCUGUAUACAUCGCGCUUCGGGGCCAUGUCUGUUUGCAGAGUGUCGUACUUUACAUGGUUGCAGAACUGGUGAAGCGAAAAUUACAUGCGGUUAUGAACUGCCGGCAAAAUAUGUAAUACACACCGUGGGGCCUAUUGCAAGAGGACAGCUAAAUGAGACUCACAAAGCGGACCUCGCAAGCUGCUACCAGUCUUCACUCAAACUGGCAAAAGAGCAUCAAAUUAGAACAAUAGCAUUCCCUUGCAUUUCUACUGGAAUAUAUGGUUUCCCAAAUGAACCAGCAGCAGUUAUUGCCCUGAAUAAAUGCAAAGAGUGGCUGAAGAAAAACCACGAUGAGAUGGAUCGCAUCAUCUUUUGUGUCUUUUUGGAUGUCGAUUUCAAAAUCUACAAGAAGAAACUGGUGGAUGUUUUUGUGAAAGGUGAUGACACUAAAGAUGGUGGUGAGGAAGAAGAUGAAGACAUAAAAGAAGGCACAGAGCAGAUGAAUGAAGACACAGAAGGAAUGACUCAGAAAGCACAGUCACCCCCGAUAAAAAAAUACAAAGGGAAACAACCUGAAAGCCUUCAAGAUCCUCCUGAAGAUAAUCAAGAAGAGAAAGACAAAGUGAGUGCUGAAGAGAUGAAAGAAGAGACCCAGGAAGCAGAUGAAAAGAACCAGAGUUUUCCUCCCAUUACCCCAGAAAAAGAAAUUGGGUUACCCCCAGAAAAAAGCACAGAUGGAUCAAAGGACAUGAUAGAAGAAGGAGGAGAAGAAGGUCUAGCAGGUCAAGAAAUGCCUGAUAAGAAAAUCACUGAAGGUAUAGCAUAGCAAGAAUAUUCACAAGAGACUAAAGCUGGUAAUCCAACUGAUAUCACAAUGGACUCACAAGUCGACAGUCAAGAAGAUGACGCAAAUGCAGAUUCAACCUCAUGUCCCCCAG
Messenger RNA from Spea bombifrons (plains spadefoot toad), 1494 nucleotides. It is a transcript of the gene MACROD2, whose product is annotated as mono-ADP ribosylhydrolase 2. The transcript is spliced from 16 exons. Gene Ontology annotation, molecular function: ADP-ribosylglutamate-[protein] hydrolase activity. The coding region runs from base 273 to 1382 and encodes 369 amino acids. The record is from RefSeq and is a predicted model, not a curated record. Gene Ontology annotation, cellular component: nucleoplasm. NCBI's taxonomy places the organism in Eukaryota, Metazoa, Chordata, Amphibia, Anura, Pelobatidae. Gene Ontology annotation, biological process: peptidyl-glutamate ADP-deribosylation; DNA damage response; purine nucleoside metabolic process.